Messenger RNA from Morchella importuna, 714 nucleotides. RefSeq lists its product as uncharacterized. Gene Ontology annotation, cellular component: membrane. Gene Ontology annotation, molecular function: phosphotransferase activity, for other substituted phosphate groups. The record is from RefSeq and is a predicted model, not a curated record. The transcript has 5 exons. Gene Ontology annotation, biological process: phospholipid biosynthetic process. Bases 1 to 714 code for a protein of 237 amino acids. NCBI's taxonomy places the organism in Eukaryota, Fungi, Ascomycota, Pezizomycetes, Pezizales, Morchellaceae.
AUGUCACGAAGAAGCGGAACCACAUCAAAUGAUGCAAAUUCCCCCGUUAAAGAUGCCGAAACGAAAGUAAAAGCGAUAGAACUUGCCGUCGACGAUAGACAUUUCUCCAUGAUCCGCGCGCUACACAUGGCCGACCUGAUCACUGAACUCAACGGUUUUUGCGGCGCAAUGAGCAUAUUCUCAUCCCUGCGGUACUGCCUUGGCAGUCCCGAUGACCUCUCACAACUCUACAUUGCAAUGACUUUCAUGCCAUUUGGACUUUUCUUCGACUUUAUGGACGGAAAGGUCGCUAGAUGGCGCAAGAAGAGCUCCCUUAUGGGCCAAGAGCUGGAUUCACUCGCUGACCUUAUCUCUUUCGGCAUGGCCCCCGCUUCGUGCGCCUUCGCUCUCGGUUUCCGCACUUUUCUUGACACUGUCUUCUUAACUUUCUUCGUCCUCUGUGGCCUUUCUCGUUUGGCACGUUUCAAUGUGACAGUUCAAAUGCUCCCUAAAGAUGCCACAGGAAAGUCCAAGUACUUCGAAGGAACACCUAUCCCAACCACACUUUCUAUUGUAUCAUUGAUGGCAUACUGGGCGUCUAAGGGCUGGCUCCUGGAUUCUCUGCCACUUGGAACUAUUGGAACCGGAUUAUUGGAAUUCCAUCCGGCGGUUUUAAUCUUUUGUGCGAGCGGAUGUGCGAUGGUGUCAAAGUCGAUACAUAUUCCAAAGCUCUGA